AUGGACGACGUUAUUCCUGAUCUGCAUAACUUGGCUCCUAUCUACCUAUUCCUACUUAUUGCUGGUGGUCAAGUUGGCUUACCGAUUAUCGCCUUCACGUACGUCUUCUCGAAGAGAAUCUCGAGAUGCUCAACCAUUAUCAAUUACUGCGUCACUUGGAUCAUCUACUCAGUGGUUUAUAGCCUUUACUUUUACGGUGGCGGUCGCAAAGCCUCACAACAACUCUGUGUUGUCCAAGCAUCCCUGAUCCAGGGUGCGCCGCCAAUGGCGGUUGUUGCAUCCUUAUCUGUAGUCAUUAGCACGUGGAGCACCUUCCAUUGGCAAGAUCACGAUCAUCCCUUCAUUGACCGGAUACCGCGCCCUUUGUGGUUCUUCAUGAUAUUGGCACCUCCAUAUAUCGUGCUCUUUAUGUUCUCGUUGGCUUUUGGCCUGUUCAACAUCGGAAAGGGAUUGGCACGUCCAACUAAUGGUCUAUAUUGCUCUAUUUGGCUUGAGCCUGACUCAAUGUAA
Serpula lacrymans var. lacrymans S7.9 is the source of this 510-nucleotide messenger RNA. RefSeq lists its product as uncharacterized. The record is from RefSeq and is a predicted model, not a curated record. The coding region runs from base 1 to 510 and encodes 169 amino acids. Lineage: Eukaryota; Fungi; Basidiomycota; Agaricomycetes; Boletales; Serpulaceae. The transcript is spliced from 6 exons.